AAAGGAACGCUGAGAGAUCGGUAGCCGUCUCUGCGGCGGGUCAGAAAGGCCCAACCCUGCCUGCUGUGGAACAGACCGCGCAGAACCGGGGCGGCAAACAGCGCCAGUAUGGAAUAUCGCGGUCAGAGCGCAGCGGCUCAGCGACCACCGGCGGUGCCCGCAGACCCCUCCACGAAGACCCUCUGAGGCGAACUGCGCAGGCUCGACUCGCUGCGUGCAUCCCGGGAAGCCCGGCAGAGCCGCGAGGCGGGGUCAUCCCGGCCGCAUCCCGCGGGUCUGGGUGACAGCUGCCGCAGCCGCCAUGUCGCACACCGGCAACAGCGGCGAGUCCUCGCCGGCCUCGCGCCGCCGCCGCCGCUCGCGCCCGCCGCACGCGCAGGAGGACAGGGCGGAGGAGGACACGGCGGAGGAGGAGACCGCGGAGGAGGCGGCGGCGGCGGGCGAGAGGCUCCGGCAGCUCGACAUCGGCGACGGCGACGACAGGGAGCACAACAGGAUGAUCCGGAGCCAGUAUCGGGAGCUCAUCUCCACCGUGCAGCAAAAUCGAGAAGCCAUGCUGAAUUCAAAAAGCAACAGGCUGACAGAAGCUUUGGAAGAAGCCAAUAGACUUUUUGAUGGAGUUUGCCGUGCACGAGAGGCUGCACUGGAUGCCCAGUUCCUUGUUAUAGCAUCCAAUAUAGGAAAGGAGAAGGCCAAUGAGUUACACUCAGAGAUGUCAGCAUUUGAUUCAACAGCAUUUGCAGAAGACUUGCUGACCUUCAUGGGUAUAAAUCGCACAGAAGUGGAAGAAACUGAUGACUCUGAGGAUGUUCCAGGUGCUUUUUUACCUAGUGAUGCCUGGCGGACAAUGGGAGAAGAAGCAUCCAAGUACUUCAGAAGAGCACCUACUUUUCACUACAUGAUGGGAUCUUUCAAGUCUGAGCCUCCUGCACCAAAGCAACGGAUUGAGAGGCAGAAGAAAGCUGGCAGAGGGAAAGCGGAACAGGCAAUGCCUGCUCAGUUAAAAAAAAUGGAAGAGUCUCAUCAAGAAGCUACAGAAAAAGAAGUAGAGAGGAUCUUGAGAAUACUGCAAACUCAUUUUGAAAAUGAUCCUAAUACACCCAUUUCCUUCUUUGAUUUUGUCAUGGAUCCGAACUCGUUUGCACGCACCGUGGAAAACGUGUUUCAUGUGUCCUUCCUUAUCAGGGAUGGUCUUGCAAAAAUAAAGCUGGAUGAAGAUGAAUUGCCAAUAAUAGAGCCUAUAAAACCCAGCGAGGGAGGGGAGGAGGACAGCAGAGCUGGAGCACGGAACCAGGUGGUCAUAAGUCUGGACCAGAGAGAAUGGAAGGAGAUCAUAGAAACAUUUCAGAUAAGAGAAGCCAUGAUUACACCUCUUUAUGAGAACACUGAAGAGGAAAUGGAGACAGAAUAACUAUUCAAGUGCCUUAAAGAAAAUACUUCAGAACAUUUGUUUCAACAAUUGUUUUAUAUGUAUAUCUUGUAAAAUUAAAUUUAUUUUUUCUGGAACAUC
Vidua macroura (Pin-tailed whydah) is the source of this 1510-nucleotide messenger RNA. RefSeq names its product NSE4 homolog A, SMC5-SMC6 complex component (gene NSMCE4A). The record is from RefSeq and is a predicted model, not a curated record. Gene Ontology annotation, biological process: DNA repair. Lineage: Eukaryota; Metazoa; Chordata; Aves; Passeriformes; Viduidae. Gene Ontology annotation, cellular component: nucleus; Smc5-Smc6 complex. The coding region runs from base 302 to 1411 and encodes 369 amino acids. The transcript is spliced from 11 exons.